Messenger RNA from Colletotrichum truncatum, 2001 nucleotides. RefSeq names its product DnaJ domain-containing protein. Gene Ontology annotation, molecular function: protein-folding chaperone binding; misfolded protein binding. Lineage: Eukaryota; Fungi; Ascomycota; Sordariomycetes; Glomerellales; Glomerellaceae. Gene Ontology annotation, cellular component: endoplasmic reticulum. The record is from RefSeq and is a predicted model, not a curated record.
AUGUCCAACGCCCUCUCCCUCAUAGGCUGGGCCUUUUUGCCCAACCUAGCAACUUCCUGGGUUCAGACGAUCUACUACGGCAUCACCAUUCGUGCAGGCGAUCCAAAGCCCCAGCCUGGCAGCGCCAAAUAUGCCAUCCACCGUCGAAGAAUCCACAUCCUCGUCGUGUCUCUCUAUCUCCUCUACACCCUCAUCGAGGCAGAUCGCACCCUCCGCUUAGAGGGCACCUUUUACACAGACCUCGACGUCGCCUCCAAUGCGCCUGUUCGGAUCAUCAAGUCCCGUUUUCGACGACUUGCCGCGGUUUACCACCCCGACAAGCAGACGGGCGAUACAAGCGGAGCAGCGGCACGCUUCAUGCACCUUAAAACCGCCUCCGAAACGUUGGCCGAUGAGCCCCGGCGCUUCGCCUACGAGCGGUUCGGCCCCAUUGUAGGCUCGUGGCAGAACUGCAAGACGAUACAUGACUACGUUUCCCGGGGUGUCUUCCAGAGCACACUUCCCCACUACGGCAUUGCCGCUGCUGCUACGUAUGGUCUCGGCCUGUUGGGCUACCUGGACUGGGGCCGCUACUGGCGUUGGGUGAUUCUCCUCCUCUUUUUCGUUGGAGAGCUUAUUGUUGUCACGCGUCCUGCGAUGCCGCCGUAUCUGGAGAUGGCCAACACCGCACUCAGCACGGUUCUUCGACGUCCGCCCUACCUGCAAUUCCAGCUUGUGUCGCUCGCGCGCCAGGCUGCGGUUACGAUAUACAUCGCUUUUAGCCAGAUCGGUCCCCUGCUGAACCCAGAAGGCCAGGCGGCGCAGCGGGCUGCGGAGGGAUCUGCGGCGGCUGUCGACGAGGGGCUGCAGCGGCUCGAGAUGCUCGUCCGCGGGCUCGAUGGGGAGACCACUAGGUUGCUGGAUAUGGAGAUGAUGCCGUUCGCGGGAGAGAAGGCGGCGCUCAGCAGUGUGCGUGCCAAGGUCAAGGACUGGUUGAUUCAGAACACCAUCCGGUCUGAUCCGAUGGUGAGAGACGCGAUGGGCAACUCGUUCCGGAAGAGGAGAGUAGAUGCGCCGGCUGGCGCCAAAGACGUUGAAAUUCACACAAUGUCAGCCUCAUCAUCAUGGCUCCUCCUGCCCCCAGACCUCAUCGAGCACCAAAUAGGCCAAAUAGACUUGUUGAUGGCAAUGUACCCUACAGAAGACGAAGUGACUCUCGACAGAGACUCUGAAGAACUCCUCAACUCCCUGAAAUUGGACGUCGAAAACGGCACAACUACAAUACAGUCACAGAGAAAAUCAGCCCCCAUAGUGACACUAGUCCUGAAACUGGCCGUGCCGGAGUACGACGAUAAGACGCUACACCUCGACAUCAACGUGCCCUUCUCACACGAGGGACCCGAAUCGCCAGAUGAACCGCCGCGGAUAAGACUAAGGAUACGCCAACCGGACUGGAUGAACCGCGCCGCGGCGACGCAACUCAACUCGCAAAUCCCCGAAACGGAAGACCUCUUCAGCACAAUCGAGGCGGUAAGCGAAGCGGCAUCCCGCCAAGCCGCCGCCGCCGCCGCAGAAGAAGAAGAACAAGAAAAGACGACAACCUCGUCAACUUGCGCGGACGCGGGGCCCUUGGUGCGCGUCUGGUUCUAUUUCCCGUCCAUCUCCACGCGUUCCAAGCGCGACGACUUCAUCAUCCACGCACCGUCCUACGGCCUCACGGGGUUCCUGUACGCGGGCAAGCCGGGGCUAUUGUGCGUGGAGGGCGCGUCGCAGAACAUUGACGACUACAUGAAGUUCAUCAAGACGGAGAGCUGGGGCGACAUCCCCGCGCACCACAAAAAGGUCAGCGAGCGCCACCGCGAGAAGGACGUGCAGAAGAGGGUGUUUGCGGACAUGGAGGAGAUCACGGACUCGGUCGGCGAGAGGCGCGGGCAGAGGGCCAACCGCGGGGACAUGAAAGCCGUGGAGGGGUGGCUUGUGGACAGGGGACUCGGAGACGCUUUUGCCAAGGUGCUGAUGUAG